Molecule: messenger RNA, 824 nt
Organism: Schistocerca gregaria
Lineage: Eukaryota; Metazoa; Arthropoda; Insecta; Orthoptera; Acrididae
Gene: ND-B15
Exons: 3
Coding region: 356-712 (118 amino acids)
Cellular component (GO): mitochondrion
Source: RefSeq, a predicted model, not a curated record
UCGCCCAACAGCCAAUCAGGGCUAAGCAGAUGGAAAACUAGUUUUCAAGUUCGCGUUAUCAAAUCAUAAUUUAGCGUGUUAUAAUUCCAUCGCACCUGAUUUUUGCUGUAAACUUGUGAAACACGGAUAGUACGACGAGUUUAAUACUUAAAUACAAAACUAGACCAGUGUUUUUUAUAUUGACCAAUAAACAUAGGUAUUCUCAUUAAUAAACAACAUUUGGAAAAAGUUAAGUAAUUCAGCGAGAAAUGAAGUAGAAAUACUUUGCCAUUUGUCUCCAAAAAACUGUGCUUCAUUAUAUUAUCUACGCAUCCUCCGCUAUUGCAAAACUCUUUGCUUGCUAUUGUAAAAAGAAAUGGCGGAUCAGCAGUUCGGUGUUUCAAGACAAAAUCGUGAGUUAAUUGAAGCGGCAGCAAAAAGAAGGGCCUUAUUACGCCAAGAGUAUAUUAAAUUAACAACGAACCCACAUCGACAUGCAACUGGAGAAGGAGGAGUACUGCUGGAUACAGGAGUGCAAAGAUUUAUGGCCAUGCGUGCUACGCAAUAUGAACAUUUUCGCCCAACACCAAAGUCUUCAUUCUAUGGCCUUGCAUUGGUUGCAGCACCUAUGGCACUGUUCAUAUGGUUUAUAAAGAAGAAGAGGGAUGAACAAGAACACAAACUUCGUACUGGACAGGUUGCCUAUAGGGACAGACGCUUCAAAUUCCAGUAGCUACAAGCAAUUACCUCAACUGUAAAUAACUCUUAGUAUUUAUGUCUUUUUGUUUGUCUGUUGAAACACAUUGUAAUGCAGAUACAGAAAUAAAUAUUCUUCAUAGCUAAAA